Molecule: messenger RNA, 4283 nt
Organism: Sardina pilchardus (European sardine)
Lineage: Eukaryota; Metazoa; Chordata; Actinopteri; Clupeiformes; Clupeidae
Product: NACHT, LRR and PYD domains-containing protein 12-like
Exons: 12
Coding region: 88-3501 (1137 amino acids)
Biological process (GO): intracellular signal transduction
Molecular function (GO): protein binding
Source: RefSeq, a predicted model, not a curated record
GAUCAGGAUAUCAACUUGAACAUGUAGUCCAUUCUGGUGGAAAGACAAAGCUACAACGAAAGACUGAACUGCUAUUGAUUGAUUAGAAUGGAUUUCCCUGAAGAGGGAGAGGAUGCUGUCAGUGGAAACCAGACAGGCAGAGCAGCAUGUGCUGAGUCCAGCCACGUGUCCCUGAAGAAGGAGGAGCCCGUCACUGAUGGGCAUCAGGGGAUGGAUGACAUAAAACAGCCAGUUGGGCCAGAUGACCAAACAAACAAGAUGAUGCCUGGCAGAGGGUGCAACACACUUCAGCCUUCUUCAGUCCGCCAAAGCAUGCGAGAAACAUUGGACGACCUGUCUAGUGAUGACCUCAAUAGGUUCAAGCAUAUUUUAAGGGAUGAGUCUAAAAUCCCAUGGGGUAAACUGGAGAAAGCUGGCACGGAUGAAAUAGUGGAACAACUGGUACAAAAGUGCCGUGUAGAAGACUCGCCUGAAGUCAUGCUGAAGAUCUUAAGGAUCAUGAAAAACAAUCAGCUGGUCACAGACUUGGAGAGGAAACUAGGCAAAGUGAUUUCAGGACCUCAGAAUAAAGUGGCAAAAUCUCCAGUCAAGCAUCACCUUCAGUCCAUUUUAAUAGAUAAGUGUUUCGUUGUACGUCAAGAGCUGGGAGACGAACAACUACAGGACAUCUACACUGAUCUUUGCGUUGUAGAAGGACGCACUGGGGGGGUCAACAGUGCACAUGAAGUGUCAACAAUUCACUUAAAACAAAUUGAGAACAGGACAUUCUCUGGGACCAUGAACUCAGUCAAGUUGUCAAACAUAUUCACUGACCACUACUAUGCUGGUAAACCUGUCACAAAGGUCUUGACUUUGGGAAUAGCCGGAGUGGGGAAAAGUGUUGCUGUGCAAAAGUUUGUCUUGGACUGGGCAGAAGAGAGGGAGAACAAACAUAUAGAACUUGUUUUUGUUCUUCCAUUUCGAGAGCUGAACUUGUACAAAGAGAACUACAGCCUAUUUGACCUUCUCGUUAAAUUCUACCCAGAACUUGAAGAGUUUAAGGAUGCCUUGGAAUUGAAAAAGACUGUUCUUUUUGUGUUGGAUGGUUUGGAUGAAAGCAGAAUCCAGCUGGACUUCAAGAACAAGGACAACACUGUCUGUGACCCAAAAGAAAAAGCAACAGUUGCCAUGUUAACAACAAGUCUAGUAACUGGUAAACUGGUGCCUUCUGCACUCAUCUGGGUUACAACGAGACCAGCAGCAGCCAACAAGGACCUGUGUGACCUUUUCCAAUUGGUGACAGAGAUCCAAGGCUUCAAUGAAUGUCACAGAGAGGAGUAUUUUAGGAAGGUCAUUCCAGAGAAAGCUGAACAAAUUAUAGCAUACGUAAAAUCAAAGAGAAGCCUCUACAUAAUGUGUCACAUCCCAGUGUUCUGUCGGAUCACAGCAGCUGUGCUCGGUGGAACGGGAGAAGAGCAAAGCGCCGCUGACCAGGAAAAGCCCAAAACAUUGACUGAAAUGUACACACAAUUCAGUGUCUUUCAGAUCACCAGAAUGACUGAGAGAUGCGAGAAGAAGAUGAGCCCAGAGGAAAAAGGACAGCUCCUUGUUAAACUUGGGAAACUGGCAUUCAAACAUCUGGAGAAGGGCACCCUGACAUUCUAUGAGAAGGAUCUGACAGAGUGUGAGAUAAAUGAAAAUUUAGGAGCAUUGCAGGCUGGACUUUGUACAAAGAUCUUCAAAACAGAAAGUGCUAUGAGUGGAGAGAGCAUAUUCAGCUUUGUGCACCUGAGUGUACAGGAAUUCCUGGCAGCUCUGUACUUGCUCCAGACACAUGCAACUGACCAGGUAAAUCUCUUAAUCAAGAAUAAUUGGGAGUCGUUUAUGUGGUAUUUCAAGUACUCAAGGUUUGAUCUCUACAAGAUGUCUUUGGAGAGAGCCUUACAAAGUAAAAAUGGACAAUUGGAUCUUUGCGUGCGCUUCCUUCUUGGACUGGCUCCAAUGUUGGAGCCUGAAGUCCGUGCCCCCCUGAAAAAUGUUCUGCCAUGUUUGGGCAUCAGACAACUGAGCAUCAAAAAUACUGUUGAAUACAUCAAGGAAAAGAUCAGAGAAAACAUCCAACCAGAACGGAUCAUCAACCUCUUCCACUGUCUGAAUGAACUUGGAGAUGAUUCACUGGUUGAGGAGAUCAACAGAUACAUGAGCUCAGCAGGCGAGGAGAAGCAACUGACUCCAGCCCAGUGUUCAGCUCUGGCUUAUCUGCUGCUGAUGUCAGCGGAAGAGCUGGAGGAGUUUGAUCUGAAGAAGUACCUGAGAUCACAGGAAGGGCUCCACAGAAUGCUCCCUGUAGUCAAUGUCUCUAGGAGGGUUUGGCUAAAUCAGUGUCACCUCUCUAAAGCAAGCUGUAAAAUGAUGGCAUCAGUGCUGCAGAGGACACCUUCCCAUCUGAGAGAGCUGGACAUGAGUGACAAUGACCUGCAGGAUGAAGGAGUGGAGCUGCUCUGUGCAGGACUAAGAGUUCCACAAUGCAAGCUGGAGACACUGAGGCUCAAUAUGUGCCACCUCUCUAAAGCAAGCUGUGAAAUUAUGGCAUACGUGCUGCAAAGUGCACCUUCCCAUCUGAGAGAACUGGACAUGAGUGACAAUGACCUGCAGGAUGAAGGAGUGGAGCUGCUCUGUGCAGGACUAAGAGAUCCACAAUGCAAGUUGGAGACACUGAGACUGUCUCUUUGUCUCAUCACACAUGAGGGCUGUUCUCUCUUGUCCUCUGCCCUCAAAUCAAACCCCUCCUACCUGAAACAGCUGGAUCUGAGCUACAAUCACCCAGGAGACUCAGGUGUCAGAGAGCUCACAGAGAGACUGAAUGAUCCCAGCUGUAAACUAGAGACGUUGAGGUAUGACCAUGGAGGAGAGUGCAGGAUUAAACCAGGACCCAGAAAAUAUGCCUGUGAGCUCACACUGGACCCAAACACAGCAUCCACACAUCUCUCUCUCUCUGAGGGGAACAGAAAGGUGACAUAUGGGCAGCAGCAGCAGUCGUAUCCUGACCACCCAGAGAGAUUUGGCUACCCUCAGGUGCUGUGUAGAGAGGGUCUGUCUGGACACCACUCAGAGAGAUGUGACAGUCUGGGUCAGAGUCUAGUCAGCACGGGUCAGUCUGGACGCUACUACUGGGAGGCUGAGUGGAGUGGUAUAGUUUAUAUAGCAGUGGCCUAUAAAAGCAGUCUGGGCAGCAGCAUGUUUGGAUGUAAUGCCAAGUCCUGGAGACUGGAGUACUGGAGUAACAGUUACUAUGCCCGUCACAAUAAUAAGGAGACUGCCAUACCUGCCCCCUCCUCCAGCUCCAGCAGAGUAGGAGUGUACCUGGACUGGCCAGCAGGCACUCUGUCCUUCUACAGCGUCUCCUCUAACACACUCACCCACCUGCACACGUACCACUCCACAUUCACUGAGCCCCUCUAUCCUGGAUUUUGUGUUUAUGGUUCUAUCUCCUCAGUGUCCCUGUGCCAGAUCACAACCUAAUCCUGCAGCAGAGGAGAGUCACACCUGUUUACACACUCAUAUAUCUGCGCGUGUGUAUUCCUUCUCUUGCCUCAUCUGUGUUGCAUCGUCCCUCUCACACCUCUGUGUGUCUGUUUGUCUGUGUGUGUGUGUGUGUGUGUGUGUGUGUGUGUGUGUGUGUGUGUGUGUGUGUGUUCGUGUUCCUUCUCUUGCCUCCUCUGUGUAGCAUCUUCCCUCUCACUGUUCCCCCUGUUCACUGUAUGCUGCUCCCUCUGUUUCUUUUCUGUUUCUUUCUGUGUGCCUCUCUCUGCUCCUUCUGUUUUGUUCGUUCUGUUCGUGUGUGUGUGUGUGUGUGUGUGUGUGUGUUCGUGUGUACGUGUGUACGUGUGUUCGUGUGUGUGUGUGUGUGUGUGUGUGUGUGUGCGCGGUGUUUUUGUGAAUGUGUGGUUGUGUGUUUCUUCCCUUCGUUCUGUGUUACCAAUUUCUAUUUAAGUCUCCAAACACGUCAGAUAUCUGACGCUGUUUUGAAUUUCUUACAAUAUGAACUUUGACCCUUGUGUAUUGUUUAUGUUCUGAAGAUUAGAAGAUGAGUGGGCAGGUUUUCUCAGGGCUGGAAUUCUUAAUCCAUCGUUAUUUUACAUCUAUAUUCUGAUAUGCUUGAGAAUGAGAGGGAGGAAAGGGGAGUCAUUUUAUUUGAAUAAUAAAUUAAAUAUGUUAUCGGUGAAUUGAUUAAAAUGGCUUUGGUUUUAUGUGACAAAGGGGAACAUAAUGUAGCCCAUAGGAAAUUGAAAUACAAAUAAAUA